CCUAUUUCGUGUUCCCGUUCCCUAGCGAGCGCCGAUCGUGAGGCGCGUGGCUCCGAUCGAAAUCGAUCCAGUCGCCAGCAUUCAUCGGCACAGAUCGGCGUGCGUCUGAUCGCGAGCAGGGUUUUGAGGGGUUUUGUGCGAAUCGAUCGAUCCAGCAUUGCCUAGUGCCUUCUAGGGUUCUUGGAUCCAUUCUCCCAGCAUUCUUGCCCGAUCCUUCCACAAGAUGCAUAGCCAGGAGAAUGGAUUCACGGUGCCCACGAUGCAGCUGAUUGACGGGAGCGGUAAAUUUAACGAGGCUGGAUUGGAAGAGUUUGUGAAAUCCGUGAGGCUGCCGGAAUGUGGGCUAUCCUAUGCUGUGGUGUCGAUUAUGGGUCCACAAAGCAGCGGGAAGAGCACGCUCUUGAACCAUUUGUUUCGUACGAGGUUUCGAGAAAUGGAUGCUUUCAAGGGAAGGUCUCAGACAACACAAGGAGUGUGGCUUGCCAAGGCCAGCGGUAUUGAGCCGUGCACACUGAUAUUGGAUCUUGAAGGCACGGAUGGUCGUGAGAGAGGAGAGGACGACACUGCUUUUGAAAAGCAGAGCUCUUUGUUUGCGCUAGCUGUUUCGGACGUUGUUUUGAUAAACAUGUGGUGUCAUGAUAUUGGUCGAGAGCACGCAGCCAACAAACCUUUGCUGAAGACCGUCUUUCAGGUUAUGAUGCGGCUCUUCACACCCCGUAAAACAACGCUCUUGUUUGUCAUCCGGGACAAAACGAAGACGCCUUUGGAAGUUCUGGAGCCUAUUCUCAGAGUGGACGUUGAGAAGAUUUGGUCUAGUGUUGCAAAGCCUGAAAAAUACAAGAACACUCCACUUUCUGAUUUUUUUCAAGUCGAAGUAACGGCAUUGGCAAGCUUUGAAGAAAAGGAAGAAGUUUUCAAAGCGCAGGUUGAAGAACUACGACAAAGAUUUAUGCACUCUAUAGCCCCUGGUGGGCUUGCAGGUGAUCGGACGACAGUAAUUCCGGGAUCGGGAUUUCCUUUAAGUACACAUGAAAUAUGGAAGGUCAUCAAGGAAAACAAGGACUUGGAUCUUCCCGCGCAUAAGGUUAUGGUAGCUACCGUGCGCUGCGAAGAAAUUGCAAACGAGAAGUUUUUGGCACUUUCAGCUGAUGAGGAAUGGAGGGAGCUCUCUGAGGCUGCAAAGUCCGUUCCAGUUGCGGGAUUUGGAAAAAGACUAGAUUCAUUACUGGAUCAGUAUGUUAGCUCGUACGAUUCAGAAGCAGCAUACUUCGAUGCACAAGUUCGAGACCAUAAAAGAGAAUUCUUGAUGAAUCGAAUCUUGGAGCUUGUUCAACCGUCCUAUCAAGCAGUUCUAGCUCACUAUAGAGCGAAAGCGUUAGCAACCUUCAAGCAGGCUGCUGACGCAAGCUCCGCAUCGUCGGAAACAGAAGGAUUUGCAGCUGCAAUAAGAAGAUGCAGUAAAGAAUGUCUUGACGAGUUUGACCGCGGCUGCGAAGAUGCAAAUGUUAAACUUGCUGGUUGGGAUUCUUCAAAGGUCAAGGAAAAGCUUCGUAGAGAUGUAGAUGCUCACGCAUCCAACCUGAAAGCGAAACGGCUUGCGGAAAUAGUGGGAAAGUCGGAGCGGCAACUAGAGGACGUUUUGGGGAACUCUGUGUCAACAUUACUAGAUGCGGCAUCAUCAGAUACUUGGCCGUCGCUGAGAACUUUGGUGGCUCAUGAAACUAAUUUGGCUAAAGACGCUUUACUGCAAGCUGUCUCGGGCUUUGAGCUAGAUGCAGCGGAAUUAAGGAGGAUCGAAGAGGACUUUGUAGCUUUUGGGCGAAAUGUGGUUGAGAAAAGAGCCAGAGAAGAAGCAAGUCAAGCUUUAAUUCGCAUGAAGGAUAGAUUCAACACAGUUUUUAGCCACGAUGAGGACUUGAUGCCAAGGGUAUGGACCGGUGAAGAAGACGUGAGAAUGAUCACGAAAGACGCUCGUUUAUCGGCUAUUAAGCUUCUUUCUGUGCUAUCUGUGAUACGCUUGGAAGAAGAUGCUUCUGAUAACGUCGAGGAAACACUGACUGGGUUGCUCGGAGAAAUUCCAGAACGCUUGCAAUCUCCAGCUAAUGCAACUGCAGUGGACAGGUCCUUGGCAACGUCAGCUUCCAGCGCGUUGGCUGCAAGUACCUGGGAUGGAGUUCCAUCGGAGAAAAUGUUGUUGAGUCCAAUAGAUUGUCGAAAUCUAUGGAGACAGUUCAAAGCUGAGACUGAGUACACUGUCAGUCAAGCUCUAGCUGCACAGGAGGCAAACAAGCGCGGUGCUUCCUGGCUACCUCCACCCUGGGCGAUUGUCGCCAUGGUGGUUCUCGGAUUCAACGAGUUCAUGGCUUUACUAAGGAAUCCUAUCUACUUGGCAGUUGUCUUCGUUCUCUACUUGGUGGGUAAGGCCGUGUGGGUGCAACUCGACAUUGGCCGUGAGUUCCAAAAUGGAAUGCUAUCCGGGAUGAUCUCGAUCUCCACAAAGCUGCUCCCAACGUUCAUGAACAUAAUGAAGCGCCUGGUGGAAGAGGGCCAGCAAGCAACCACGGGAAGCAGCGGCGUCUACCGUGAGGUCCCAAUGGAAGAAUUUCCAUCCAGCAGCGAUAGCUCGUCCUCGGAGAGCAGCAAAGCGCGACGAAGGCAGCAAGGUUUGUCCAAGCAGCAUUGAUUCUUACGUUUCGGUUUUGUUACUUGGCGAGUGUGUAUAAAUUGGAUGAUAUAUAGAUGGAUUUUUUUUAUGAUCA
This is a messenger RNA of Selaginella moellendorffii, 2759 nucleotides long. RefSeq names its product protein ROOT HAIR DEFECTIVE 3. Bases 224 to 2683 code for a protein of 819 amino acids. Gene Ontology annotation, molecular function: GTPase activity; GTP binding. Gene Ontology annotation, cellular component: endoplasmic reticulum. Gene Ontology annotation, biological process: endoplasmic reticulum membrane fusion. The record is from RefSeq and is a predicted model, not a curated record. The transcript has 23 exons. NCBI's taxonomy places the organism in Eukaryota, Viridiplantae, Streptophyta, Lycopodiopsida, Selaginellales, Selaginellaceae.